AUGGUCGAGAUCCAGCAUGAAUUGCCUGAUAGAUUAUUUCAAUUUGGUACAAUUUUAUUACUAAUAACAGUUUUUUUUUUUUUUUUGUUUCAUUUUUUCUUCUUAUAAAAGUGAAUCUGUGAUCUCUGUGCUACUUUAAUACUCGAUUUGCCCAGCUAAAGCUAGCUGUCGCUUUGAAGGACAUCUGAAAAGUCUUCAGCGUGUCUAAUUCAUUUAAAAACCUAUCAUCAAUAUAUUUGGAAACCUAUCUACCAGUGGAUCUUCUGUCCGAGUGAUCUCAUUAUGGAUUUUGGCAGCAUAGCUGAGUUUCUUCGCAACAAAACCAUCUUCGUUACCGGUGCAACUGGCUUCAUUGCUAAGAUUCUUUUGGAAAAGAUUCUUCGCGUUCAACCAAACGUGAAGAGAUUAUACCUUCUUGUAAGGGCUACAGAUGCUAAUUCAGCGGACUCGCGGCUGCGAGAUGAGGUGUUAGGCAAGGAGUUGUUCAAAGUUUUAAGAGAAAAAUGGGGCUCUGAUUUUGAUUCUUUUGUAUCUGAGAAAAUAAUUGCAGUUGCGGGUGAUGCGUCCUACGAGAACCUUGGACUUGCAGCGGAUCAGAUAGAAGAAAUGUACGAGAAUAUAGAUAUUGUUAUUAACGUAGCAGCAGCAACAAAGUUUAAGGAAAGGUAUGAUGUUGCAUUGGGUGUGAAUACCCUAGGAGCUAAGAAUGUGGUCAACUUCGCCAAGAAUUGUGCUAAUAUAGAGUUGCUCAUCCAUGUGUCAACUGCAUAUGUUUGUGGAGAGAAGGCAGGAUUAAUAUCUGAAAACUUAUAUGCUAUGGGUGAGACUUUGAGUGGAGAGGCUGCCUUGGAUAUUGAUUCAGAGAAAAAGCUCAUUGAAGAAACUAUAAGGAAUCUUGUAGCCAGAAAAGUUCCAGAACAGGCAAUCAGAGAAAGGAUGAAGAUUUUAGGAAGUCAAAGGGCAAAGUUGUAUGGAUGGCCAAACACCUACGUGUUUACUAAGGCGAUGGGAGAGAUGGUAAUACGGAAACUCAGAGGCAAUCUACCUGUGGUUGUUAUGAGGCCUACCAUUGUGUGCAGCACCUUGAAAGAACCUUUCUCUGGCUGGCUUGAAGGUUGCAGGACUAUUGAUACCGUUACUGUCAUGUAUGGAAAAGGAACACUAAGUGUCUUAUCCGCCGAUAUCAGCUCCGUCUUCGAUUUGAUACCGGCUGAUAUGUUUGUGAAUUCCAUUAUUGUGGCUAUGAAGGCCAAUGUGAACAAACCAUGUUUGACUAUAUACCAAGUGGGAAGCUCAUAUAGGAAUCCAGUAAGUUUCGAAGUGCUACAUGGAUUUUAUUUGUCCUACUUCUCUAAAAAUCCAUGGAGCAAUCGUGACGGAAACCCUAUCAAAAUCAGGAAGUGUUUCGUGUUAAGCAACAUAUUGAUAUUCGAAAUUAUCCUCAUCCUAUUUCACUUUAUGGUGCAAAUGAUCUUGAAUUUUGUUACUAAAAUGGGUUGCAGUAAUUUGCAUCAGAUGAUGUUAAACUUUGAGAAAAAGUUGACAAUAACAACGACAUUGGUGGACUUGUACAAGCCCUACUUAUUUUUCAAGGGCAUUUUUCUGGACACAAAUACUAAUAAGUUGCUCAAAACUGCCCGUCAAAAUGGUUUGGAUGAAGAUAUGUUCAACUUUGAUCCUGAGUGCAUCAAUUGGCAAGAUUAUAUCAUGAACGUUCACAUUCCAGCUACUGUUAGAUAUUUGUUUUAGUAUUUUGUCACAUUUCAUUCUGUUUUCGCAAAUAUUUGG
Beta vulgaris subsp. vulgaris (sugar beet) is the source of this 1788-nucleotide messenger RNA. RefSeq names its product fatty acyl-CoA reductase 3. The record is from RefSeq and is a predicted model, not a curated record. The coding region runs from base 283 to 1749 and encodes 488 amino acids. The transcript is spliced from 10 exons. Gene Ontology annotation, cellular component: intracellular membrane-bounded organelle. Gene Ontology annotation, molecular function: alcohol-forming very long-chain fatty acyl-CoA reductase (NADP+) activity. Lineage: Eukaryota; Viridiplantae; Streptophyta; Magnoliopsida; Caryophyllales; Amaranthaceae. Gene Ontology annotation, biological process: suberin biosynthetic process; long-chain fatty-acyl-CoA metabolic process.